UCAAACAUUGGUGGCGCGUAGUUUUGUUGUGUAUUAACUUUGAUAAGAUAUUGUUUAAUAAUUAUUUCAUUUUCGGGUAAUAUUAAAUAAUCGUUCAAACAAUGACAUCAUACAAUAAAACAUUUCUAUUAUUAGCUUCAAAGUUAGGUCUUCAAGACGAAGAGAAGGUUUUGAGGAAAGCUGCAGAAUUGGAGCGUCUUUUACAAACAAAGACUAUUGCGGGUAGUAACAUAACAGACAAUAGUAAAAUGGUUAUAUGUCUAGAUUUGGCUGCGAACAUGUAUGGUGUAGAUUUAGAUUUGAAAACAUCAGUCAAAUACUCCGGUCUUAAACAACCAACAUAUAUAAAUUCAAGAAAAAUAUUGGAAAAUCUCUUAGAGUUAAAUGAUGAUAAAAUGUCAAUUUCAUUUUUAUGUAUAACACUUCAAUGUACUGAAGUGCAGAAAUUAGCUGAAGAAAUACUUGAAGAGUAUAAGAAAAAAUCUAAAAUGGAGAUUGAUAUAAACUUACCACAAUAUGUGUGUAUGGCUGUAUACCAUGCUUGCAGAUUAAAUAAGGUGAAAAUAACAAAAAGCAAAAUAAUUGAUAAAUCCCGCCUAAAACCAUCACAGUGGACUAAAUUAGAUUCAGAAUGGACAAAAUUCGUAAAUGAUAAUUUUUCUACUGUUAAAAAGACAAAAGGACGUCCUCGUAAACAGAAUACAGAAGAUACUAAUAAUGGAACAGAAAAUAAUACAUCAAUUAAAGAAGAACCAAUAGAAGAAUUGGAACCAUACAAUGUAUGGAAGAAACGUAUCCUUGAAGAAGCUUACAAAGAACUAAUGGCUUUAGAAGAAAUAGAAAAGGCUCAAGAGGUUAUGUCAAUAAGACGAUCUCCAAGGAAAACCCCACAAAAAAAUUCACCAUACAAAAUACCUAUUAAAGGAAAGGGCAUUAAAUUACUAUUUCCUUUGAAUUAGAACAUCUUAAUAAUAAAUAUUUUUUUUAUAAUUUUGAACUAACCUAAAAAUUCUAUAAAUAUUCAUGACUAGCUGUCGUCCUCGAUAUCGUCCACGCAAUUUUAAAAUACAAAGUAGCUUAUAUACAGACAGACAAAAAAUUUAAAUGCCAUUUUCGUUAACAGUAACGCAAAUACAUCCUCUUUCCGAAUUCUAGAAUCUUUCUUUUGAUAUUACUGACAAUCCAAUUUUAUUUUAUGUAGCGACUAGCUGUUCCCGUGCGGCUUCA
Papilio polytes (common Mormon) is the source of this 1227-nucleotide messenger RNA. RefSeq names its product origin recognition complex subunit 6 (gene Orc6). Gene Ontology annotation, cellular component: nuclear origin of replication recognition complex. Gene Ontology annotation, molecular function: DNA binding. Gene Ontology annotation, biological process: DNA replication; DNA replication initiation. The record is from RefSeq and is a predicted model, not a curated record. The transcript is spliced from 6 exons. Bases 102 to 959 code for a protein of 285 amino acids. Lineage: Eukaryota; Metazoa; Arthropoda; Insecta; Lepidoptera; Papilionidae.